Messenger RNA from Rhineura floridana, 1417 nucleotides. RefSeq lists its product as uncharacterized. Lineage: Eukaryota; Metazoa; Chordata; Lepidosauria; Squamata; Rhineuridae. The coding region runs from base 107 to 1102 and encodes 331 amino acids. The record is from RefSeq and is a predicted model, not a curated record. The transcript has 2 exons.
AACUGGAGAGGUAUAAAAGGCCCUUGAUGAACAAACUUGGUUUCUCUCCUAGCUUUCUCCAACAAGGGCGUGUGGGCAAGCCAGUCACCUAGGCGGUAGAUUGUUAAUGUUUCGCUUGCAGAGAGUCUCCAAAGGGCUGGGGCAGCUUGAAGCCUACAUUGAUGCAGAGGAAGGGGUGGCUUUCCAGAUGGACAACAACCUGGUCUGGGACUCACUGGAUGGGCAAUACACAUGGGCCAUCCAGGGCCUGUUUGAAAAGAUGGAGUCUGGUAAAUUCUGGGUUACCCGUCUGCCCUCUGGAAAGGUUAUGCUGAGAAACUGGAUAGGGAUGUAUCUUGCUGCGAUGGAUGCAGGAGAAGACCCCAAAACCUUUCCCAUUCAAACUGUCCAAUACUCAGAAGAUGCGUCCCUGAAGUUUGACGUCUUUUACAAAGACAACAGGGUAGCUUUCCGGGCCUACAAUGGUCUCUUCUUGACAAGGGUAUAUAGAAGAUUCCACACAGUGGAAGCAGCCAAGUUGGUUGCUGAUGAUUCCUGUUGUUUCCACACCUUGAUUGGUGACCUCUUUCUCCCUAAGUUUAAAAUACGGAAAGUGAUCACAGGUGAUCUCUCACACGUGAAAUACCACCGCCGUGUCAUGGAUAAGCAGGUGUAUGUCAACACGGGUGAGGUAGCAAAGCAACACACUUUCAAAAUGACUUGGGAGACCACCGUUUUUGACAAGGUUCGCUGGAACCGUCUGUGGGGGCUUGGUUUGGAAGCAUCCUUUCAGUUCACAAUUGAAGAAGCGAUGCCCCGUUUGGAGUACACCAAGAACAAUGACCGGACAGUCCUUGUCAAGAGGUAUAUUUAUCAGAGGCUUACUGAGGAGGUGCUGGUGCCCCCCCAUUCUGAAGUGAUAGCCAAGCUUGUGGUCAACAGAAACCCUACUGUUACUGUGUCAUUCACUGCCGUGAUCCAAAAAGUGAAAUCAAAUAGUGAUGUGGUGAUGUUACCUGAAGAUGGGGUCUGGAAGGGACUUGUCUAUCAUGGUGUCCAGUUGGAGAUCACCAAGCGUAAGCUUAGUGAGCACAGAGCUAGUGAGGAAUGCCUACUCAUGUGACAUCACGAGGAGUGGUGACCUUCCAAGGGUGCAGUGUGUAUUGGACUGCACAUGGCCCACUCCUGAAGAAAUACAGCUGUGGCUGCUUGGAUUCUGAACCAUCCUGCUCUGGUCCCUUGUAGGAUGUGAUCACUUUGAAGACUAGUUUUUCUCCUGAUCAAGGCAGGCAGGUGCUGCUUCCUGGGUGUUUCCUGGCAGCUCCUUUCUGUCGCCUAGGUGCCUGAAAAUUAUGGCUACCUUUUUAUGGUAAAGAGGAAAUGAGCUCCUCACCUUUUCAGCACACUUUAAACAGCUUAAAUAAAAUUGUGAAAUCUU